Molecule: messenger RNA, 999 nt
Organism: Eremothecium gossypii ATCC 10895
Lineage: Eukaryota; Fungi; Ascomycota; Saccharomycetes; Saccharomycetales; Saccharomycetaceae
Gene: PGD1
Product: Pgd1p
Exons: 1
Coding region: 1-999 (332 amino acids)
Biological process (GO): regulation of transcription by RNA polymerase II
Cellular component (GO): mediator complex
Molecular function (GO): transcription coregulator activity
Source: RefSeq, marked provisional
AUGGGAUCUAACAUCGAUGGAAUCCUACGCGAAAAUCUGACGUUGGAGGAGCUGCAGGAGUGGUUGACCAGCAGCGAGGGCAAUAAAUUGGCCAUUGACGAUCAUAUAAAGGCCACGCAGGGCCGCGUGCUGCCGCUCCGCCUGCUGUUCAACGAGUUCCUCCGGACCAUAUCGCAUAUCGAGCAGCUCAGCGACAAGACGCCGCAGGAGAAGUUCCAGCUGAUACGAAGCAAGCUGCAGGAGCUCUACGGCAAGCUGCACGCGCUGGUGCGCGACUUCCAGCGGCUGCAGCCGCUGUUUGACACGAUGGUGCCGUUCUCGGAGACCAGCGAGCGCAAGUUCUACCCUAAGGAGACGCUGGGCACCGCGGUCGAGCCCGUGCGGCCACUCGCGUCACCGUCGUACCGGCGCCCCAGCAACCGCUCGAGCGCAGACACCCCCAGCAGCAAUGCGCCCACGCCGUCGGCCGCGGUGGUCUCGGGCGCCGCGCUCGUGGCGCCGCAGGUGAAGCACCAGCGCCGGCCGCGCACCAACACCGCGAAACGGCAGCCGUCCGUCAGCGCCAGCGUGGUGCCCAGCGCCAACAGCUCCGGUCCGGCCACCAUUCCGGGCGCCACACCGCUCAUGCUGUCCGGCAUGUCCCCGCUCAACAUGGUGGCCAGUCCACUCAACGGAAUUUCGCCCAGCCGUAAGCCCGCGCAGCCACAUCACCAGACCACGCCCUCGGCCGCGCUGGGCAUGCAGCCCAUGCAGCAGAAGCAGAUGUCCAUCCAGGCCAAAGCGACCCCGAGCAAGUCGGGCACCAUCAGCUCUGCAAAUCUCACGCCGCAGAGCAUCCUCAACAUGUCUGCUUUCGAGAACAGCGCCGGCGGGGUGCCGAAUUCCGCCGUGCCUCUGAACCAGAACAACAACGCAAUAAUGGGGUUUCCUACAGACAUCGACAACAUCGAUCUCAACGCGCUUGAGCUGGGCUCAUUAAACAUGGAUUUGCUGGGAUAG